This is a messenger RNA of Oryza sativa Japonica Group (Japanese rice), 966 nucleotides long. Its product is annotated as stellacyanin. The record is from RefSeq and is a predicted model, not a curated record. Gene Ontology annotation, molecular function: electron transfer activity. Gene Ontology annotation, cellular component: plasma membrane. Lineage: Eukaryota; Viridiplantae; Streptophyta; Magnoliopsida; Poales; Poaceae.
CAUGCAGCAGCAGCUUGCUAGGCCAUUCGAUCGAUCGAUCGAUCAUAUAUAUAUAUGGAUGAGCUACCUACACUGAUAUGAUCCACCACAAUUAAUGUGCUCGAGACGACGCAGCAACAACCGCCGCGCCAUUGAUGACUAAUUGAGAUCGAUCGAUAGAUAGUAUAAGAGAUCGACCACGAGCUCUCGAUCAGCCUAGCUAUAGCUAUAGAUAGAUAUACAAUCUCUCUCUCUCUCUCUCUCUCUCUCUCUCUCUCUCUGAUUGUUCUCUUCUGCUUGCCUCUUCCAUGGAGUGGGCUCGAGGUCCAGCCAUGGCGGCAGCGGCAGCGGCAGCGGUGGUGAUGGUCGCCGCCGUUCUGGCCGGCCAGGCGAUGGCCGCCGGCGCGACGACGUACACGGUGGGCGCGCCGGAUGGGCUGUGGGACAUGGAGACCGACUACAAAGAGUGGGUCGCUCGCCGGACAUUCCACCCCGGCGACAAGCUCACGUUCACGUACUCGCGUGAGCUGCACGACGUGGUGGAGGUGACGAAGGCGGGGUACGACGCCUGCUCCAACGCCAACAACAUCUCCGCCUUCCGCUCCGGCAACGACCUCGUCGCCCUCACCGCCGUCGGCACCCGCUACUUCCUCUGCGGCCUCACCGGCCACUGCGGCAGCGGCAUGAAGAUCCGCAUCGACGUCGUCGCCGCCGCCUCCUCCGGCCCCGCAGCCGCCGCCGCGCCGCUGCCGUCGACGUCGUCCGUGACCGCCGCCGUCGCCGGAAGCCGCCUAGUCCUCGUGCUCUUGUAUGCUCUUCUGCCAUUGUGGUAGCAUUAAUUAAUUAGUCUCUUGUGUGUAUAUUUUUGUAAUUGUAAGUUUAAGUACACGUAUAUGCUUUGAUUUAGUUAAUAUUUUGUACUUCUGGUUUUAAUUUGUGGUUAUUGAUCGGAUUUUAGAUAUGCAUGCAUGCCUUAAUUUGGUUUCA